Molecule: messenger RNA, 1643 nt
Organism: Strigops habroptila (Kakapo)
Lineage: Eukaryota; Metazoa; Chordata; Aves; Psittaciformes; Psittacidae
Gene: GTF2A1L
Product: general transcription factor IIA subunit 1 like
Exons: 9
Coding region: 1-1470 (489 amino acids)
Biological process (GO): transcription initiation at RNA polymerase II promoter; transcription by RNA polymerase II
Cellular component (GO): transcription factor TFIIA complex
Source: RefSeq, a predicted model, not a curated record
AUGGCUCACACCAACCCCGUGCCUAAACUAUACAAGUCUGUUAUUGAAGAUGUGAUUGAAGGUGUGCGGGAACUCUUUGCUGAAGAGGGUUUAGAGGAACAGGUUCUCCAAGACUUGAAGCAGCGUUGGGAAACCAAGGUGGUGCAGUCAAAAGCAACAGAAGGCUUCUUCAAGAAUAGCCACCAUUCUCAACGGUUUACCCUGCAGUUGCCACAGAAUCUUCACCGUGUUCUGCAGGCUUCAACAGCUUCUUUUGUCAUCCCAACUGCUAGAGGUUUUCAGCAUUUUGCAGCAGUAGACCCGGGCGCUUCACGAGCAGGUGCAACUCUUACUCACCCUUCGGGUGUUGCUUAUCCUGUACAUGUACCAGCUGGAGUGAUGCUACAGACAACAUCUGGGCACCUUUAUAAGGUAAAUGUGCCUGUUGUGGUCACGCAGACCCCAGGAGAUGUGAGUAUUCUCCAUCAUCCUGUUCAGCAGAUGUAUCAGCCCCUUGGGCAACCUUCAGUUCUGCAAGCCAACAUUGCCAGUGCUGCGCAGGUGAAUGCAUCUUCUGCUGAAAUAUUGCAGCCCCAGGACACUGUUGUCCAACACAGCAUGGUAUUUCAACCAAAUGUUAUGGAAAAAAAUAACCUGGAGAACUCUGCCAAUACAUCUUUGGUCCAGCAGCCCUCUGUGAGUCAGCAGCAACUUGCAACUAAUGUAGCAUUAAAUCAGUGUGCAGACUCAACAGAAAAAUCCCAGCAUGGGAGUCUUCACACAGCUGUGUUUACUCCAGAAUCCUCCAAAGGGUUUUCUCUUGCUGAAUCCCUGGCAAACAACUCAAGCAGUGUGCUGCUGGAUGUGGAGGAGCAGUUAGACAUUCAGCUUCAGGAGUCAGUGCACCAGCAGGUGUCUGAUGAUAUCAUUGACCUGAUUAUUAUGGGCAACAGUUUGGAUGAUGGCGCUGUUCUGAAAGAUGAGGACAGAAUUGCUUCCUCUGACAAGAUGGAACCCACUGUGCAGAUGAAAUCUAAUUUACGAUCAGAGAAGGAUAUCUGCAGUGACAUUGAAGGCAUAAUUCAGCUAGAUGGUACUGGUGAUGCUUCUCCCAAGAAAGAAAUACCACAUGCAAAAGAUAGGGGAGAGAAUGAAUUCGUUGGUGUUACUGAGUCAGAGGAUCUAAAAGUUCUGGAUGAUGAGGAUGAUGAAGAAUGUGGCAGUAUUUCGGACACAGAGUCUAGCAGCAAUGGUGGUGAUAAGGAAGAGCCCCAGAUAGAUAUAGUUGAGGAGGACCCCUUAAAUUCUGGUGAUGAUGUCAGUGAACAGGACAUUCCAGACUUGUUUGACACCGACAAUCUGAUAGUUUGUCAGUAUGACAAGAUACAUCGAAGUAAGAACAAAUGGAAGUUCUACUUAAAAGAUGGAGUGAUGUCCUUUGAGGGUAAAGACCACGUUUUUUCAAAAGCCAUUGGAGAUGCAGAGUGGUGAAACCUCACUGAAGUACGUACUUUAAGGCAGUGGCACUAUUCCCUUACAAACCUGUGAAAGAACAUGUCUAUUGUUCUGCCUUAAAAAAUAAAACCAAACCAACAAAGCUGUGAUAAAAAUAUGCAAAAAGUGUUGUUAAUACAUGCAAACUAAACCACAUUAUUCUUAGCUAU